Agelaius phoeniceus (red-winged blackbird) is the source of this 711-nucleotide messenger RNA. The record is from RefSeq and is a predicted model, not a curated record. NCBI's taxonomy places the organism in Eukaryota, Metazoa, Chordata, Aves, Passeriformes, Icteridae.
AUGGCGGCGGCGGCGGCGGCGGGCGGGGCGAGCCGCGGGCUCUGGGGGCGCCUGGGGGACACCCGGCUCGCUCUGUGGCUCCGCGCCCUCCUCCGCGAUUACUCCUCGUCGCUGCGCGAAGCCGCCUCCUCCGCCCGCCGCCGCCCCGGUGUCACGGCCGCCUCCCUGGCCGCUCUGGCUCUCGCCACCGGCCUGGCCCGCUCGGUACCGGACCGGAGCUCCCUGGAGGGCGCGGCCGUGGCGGCGGGGGCGCUCCUGGGGCAGCUCCCGCCGGGCUCCCGCAGCCCCCGGGCCGAGCGCCACGUGCAGCGGCUGCUGCGGCUGCGGGAGCGGCACCGGAUCCGCGUCCGCAACUUCGGCAUCGUGGCCGUGGCCGGUACGGACCCGCACGGCUCCGAGCCCGCGCUGUACCGGGCGCGCUGCCCGCACCUGCGGCCGCGGCCGUGGGACCGCGAGUUCCUGCUGGAUUUGGGGUUUUUGGGGCGCUGGUGGCUGCUGGAGGCGGCGCUGCGGGACUGCGACAUCAACGAGGAGGAGUUCGGGAAGCUGCCGGAGGCGCUGCGGAGGAUGGAGCCCGGAGAGCUCCGCUCCGAGCGGAACGAGCGCCUGCACCGGGAGAGGCUCCGCGCCGUGGUGCUGAGCGAGGCCGACAUCGGGGAUGGGGAGGGGGAGGCGAAAUCGCGGGGUUUGGGGUGAAAAGGGCUGGGUUUG